Messenger RNA from Penicillium canariense, 2511 nucleotides. RefSeq names its product AP-3 complex subunit beta. Lineage: Eukaryota; Fungi; Ascomycota; Eurotiomycetes; Eurotiales; Aspergillaceae. The record is from RefSeq and is a predicted model, not a curated record. Gene Ontology annotation, cellular component: membrane coat; AP-3 adaptor complex. The transcript has 3 exons. Bases 1 to 2511 code for a protein of 836 amino acids. Gene Ontology annotation, biological process: intracellular protein transport; vesicle-mediated transport.
AUGGAGACAAUUUCCAGAAUAUCCUCGAUGCUGGAAACAGCUCGAGAGCUCACCCUCGAGGCCGCCCAGUCCGCCGCGAGCAAUCGCAGCUCGAAGGUCGAUUAUGGCUCACGCACAUAUAGUGCAUCUCAUAUCAAGAAGCUUCUGGACAGUCGCCAGGAGCGAGAGGUGCUGGAUGGGAUGCGAAGGGUGAUCUCGUUAAUGUACUACUCCGAACCCGCCCUCACGUUCUUCUCGGCAGUGGUCAAGAACGCCGCCAGCGCCAACCUCGAAGUCAAGAAACUGGUUUACAUCUACCUGGUCCAUCAUGCGGAGGCGGAACCGGACCUGGCGUUGCUGUCCAUCAACGCCAUCCAGAAGUCCUUAACGGACCAGAAUCCUCAAGUACGCACGAUGGCUUUGCGGACCAUGUCGGGUAUUCGAGUGCCGGUGAUCAGCCAGAUCGUUUCGCUGGCCAUUAAGCGAGGUUGCAGUGAUAUGAGUCCACACGUGCGGAAGGCGGCCGCGUUGGCCAUUCCCAAGUGCUACCGCCUCGACCCAAAUACACUGCCGCAGUUGACUGGAUAUAUCUCGACUCUCCUAGGAGACUCUCAAUACUUCGUUGUCGGUCCGGCGGUAACUGCGUUCUUGGAAGUUUGCCCAGAGCAAAUCGACCUGAUCCACAAGCACUAUCGCAGCUUGGUCAAGAAGCUAGUGGAUAUGGAUGAAUGGGGUCAGCUCGCGACACUGCGUCUUUUGACCAUCUAUGCGCGUAAAUGCUUUCCCCAUCGGACCCAAAAGAUCAAGCAGGCAGUCACCGCCAAGUCUUUCUAUGAGGACGAGCAGGAUCAAAACGACCAAAGCGACGGCCCGGAGUACGAAGUUCCUAUUCUAGACCCCGACCUGGAACUGCUUCUUCGGGCGUGCAAGUUGUUGCUACAGAACCGCAACUCGGCCGUCAUUGUCAGCGUCGUCCGUUGUUUCUUUUACCUCGCACCGCCGGAGUAUCUUACCUUGGCCGUCGGUCCCCUAGUGGCUCUUCUCAGGAGUCCUCAAGACAUGCAGCUCAUCGCUCUCUACAACAUCGUGACGGUUGCUUUGAAGGUUCCUAAGCCAUUCACCAAGUAUAUUGCCCACUUUCUCGUUCACGCAAAUGAUCCACCGCAUAUCUGGCGCUUGAAACUGGAGAUUUUGACUAUUAUCUUCCCGCACUGCGGAAAGCAUUGGAAAGGUGUUAUUAUCAGCGAACUAGAGCAUUUUUCUAAAUGCACGGAUCCUGAAAUGGUUCGAGAGAGCGUGCGAGCAAUUGGACGUUGUGCUCAAGGAGAUGUUGCAACUGCGGGCAUGUGCCUCCGGAUCCUGCUCAACCAGAUCUCUAGUCUAGACGGCAACCUGGUGUCCGAGUCGCUGACGGUUAUCCGACACUUGAUUCAGCAAGAUUCAUCCUCGCACACUCAGACCGUUAUUCAACUUGUCACACACCUUGGAAUAACAACCAACCCUGACGCUCGAGCUACCAUCAUCUGGCUGGUGGGAGAGUUUGCAGGUGCGGACCCGGGCCAUAACAUUGCGCCAGACGUUCUCCGCAUAUUGAUCAAAGGCUUCACCGAUGAGACCGAGAUUGUCAAGCAACAGAUUGUGCUCCUCGGUGCCAAAGUGUACCUCCACCAUCUUCUACAAAACCCCUCACAGGAAUCAUCAGAGCCUGCCACUUCGGCUCUCCAACCUCCUGCCAACCUCGGCCAGGAGAUACAGUAUGAGUGGUCGGAGGGACAAAGCGAAGAGAAAGUAGAAACGGAUGAGGUCCAGCAACCCGAGGAAGUCAAUGAAGAGAGCGAAGACCGCAUCACUCUUCUUUGGCGCUACAUCCUCCUGCUCGCGCGCUACGACACCUCUUACGACCUCCGCGACCGCGCCCGUCUCUACAAAUCCCUGCUUGCCAGCCCAUCAUCUACUCAGCUGGCCAAUCUGUUGCUCCUGGCUCCUAAGCCUGUUCCGCAUGCCCCAAGUCCCUCAGAAACACGCAAGGACCUCCUCCUCGGAACUGCCACCCUCGUAGUGGGCCAAGACGCAGGUAUCCAUGGCCUCCGGGGCUAUGUCAACCUUCCCGACUGGGUCGAGUUAGGUCAAGAGCCGAGCGCCAGCCUUCGUACCGAAGACAUCAAGCCAGAAGCAACUACCCUCCAAAGCUCGAUGACCGCCGGCGAGCGACUGGACAAAGCGCUCCGCGAAUACCCGAGCAUCCCGCCGCGGAGACACAAUGGUGCAUCUGCGGCAGGCGGGAUGUCUGGGAAGAAGACUCUAGACCAGUGGCUCGACGAGGAAGAGGCGGAGACCGCGUCCGAAACCGAGACAGAGGGUGAGACCGACUCAGAAGAGGAAGAAACGGACUCCGAAGCAGAUGAUUCCGAGGAGGAUGACGACGACGAGGAUGAUGACGAGGAGGACGACGGUGAUGACGAUGAUGAGGAGGACGAAACUGACUCUGAGAGCGAAGCUGUGCACAAGGAGGCUCAGCAGCUACUUGGUUAG